AUGAUGAAGACCUCCUUCCUCCUCGCCGUCUUCCUGACAUACCUCCACAGCGCGCUCGCCCUGCCACAGCAGGCGGCGGCCUAUCCUCUCACUUAUUACAACGACGAAAAUCCCACUACUGAGGAAGUCCACCAUGAUCCUCUGCAUCCGGGUGUCCCCAUCGCACCGGGAAGCGGCGGCGUUCGCUUCUCGCCUUAUCAAGAUCGAGAUCAAGACCAAGGCCUUCAACCGGUCCACGUCCCCAUCAGCCCCGCCAGCGGCGGCGUUCGACCUCCCCCGGACUCAAACCAAAACCUUCAACUGGUGCACAUCCCCAUCAACCCAGCCAGCGGCGGCGUCCGACUUUCCCCGAACCAAGAAGGAGCGGAAUAA
Lecanosticta acicola is the source of this 372-nucleotide messenger RNA. The record is from the annotation of a GenBank genome assembly. Lineage: Eukaryota; Fungi; Ascomycota; Dothideomycetes; Mycosphaerellales; Mycosphaerellaceae.